AUGUGCGGCAUCACUUGUGCGGUUGCAUUGCGGGGUCAUGGACCAUUAGCAAAGGAACGUGGGGAGUUGAGCAAGACACUGGACCAGAGUCUGGAUAAUAUCAAGCAUCGUGGGCCCGAUGCAGAAGGCCACUGGAUUAGCGAAGAUUGUCGCGUGGCUCUUGCCCACAACCGACUAGCGAUCGUCGACUUGAACCCGGAAGGUGAACAGCCAUUCCAUGAUGAAGGCGGCACUAUCCAUGUCGUAGUAAACGGCGAGCUAUAUGGCUAUCAAGAGAUCCGAGAUCGCCUCAGUCGCGAGGGCUAUAGAUUCAAGAGCCAGUCAGACUCCGAGAUUGCACUGGCGCUAUACAAGAAGCAUGGUCUAUCCUUUCUAUCGCAUCUACGCGGAGAGUUUUCACUAUGUUUAUACGACUCCGAGGCUCAGAUCUUUAUCGCCGCAUGCGAUCGAUAUGCCAUCAAGCCCAUGUACUACACGGUCCUAGAUGGCAAACUGCUGGUCGCUUCCGAGAUGAAGGCAUUCCUUCCUUUCGGAUGGCAACCUGAGUGGGACGUGCAAAGCAUCAAAGACGUGGGCUGGUUGUGCGAUGGAAGAACUAUCUUCCAAAGUGUUUCCAAGAUACUGCCUGGUCAUUAUUUGUUGUGUAGGUCUUUCGGCACCAUUACGCAAGGCAAGUAUUGGGAUGUCGACUUCAAAGACAAGCGUGAGCUUGAAACAAGGGGUGAAGAUGAGAUGAUACAAGGCGUACGAAAACAUCUCCUAGAUGCCGUACGAGACCGCCUCCGUGCAGAUGUGCCGAUUGGUGUCUUUCUCAGUGGCGGCAUCGACUCCAGCGCAAUAGCGGGAAUGGUGAAGCAUCUUAUGGACACGGAAGGUGCUCAGCUUGGUACUGCUCCAGCUUCAGAAAGGAUCAACUGCUUCAGUGUUAAGUUUAUUGGUGAAGAACAUGACGAGGAGCCGAUCGCGCGUCGUACUGCGGACUGGCUUGGAGUCAAGAUGCACCACUGCGAGAUGACCGAAGAGAAUUUUGCGGCCAACAUCGAGAAUGCAGUCUGGCACAACGAGACAGCUGUGACUGAUCUGGGGACUGUCGGUAAAUUCCUGCUUUCAAAGCUUACCAGUGAUGAAGGUAUCAAGGUUGUUCUUACAGGAGAAGGAUCAGAUGAACAUUUCGCCGGCUACAGAGAGUUACUUACCGACUUCGUUCGCGAACCCGAUCUUGCAUGGCCCAAUUCCUGUCUCCCUGAAGAAGAGCGCAUAGCAACUUUUAAGGGGCUAGAGGGCACUGACACCUCAGGUCCAAAAGAACUCGUGACUUCGGCCGCAGUCCGUGCCCAAGUGAACAACACUUCUUUCCUCGGCUUCACGCAAACCGCAUCUCUACGAGAUCCGCUCUUCGCUCCUUGGGUAUUCGGCGAAUUCGGGACUACCGACAAACGCCUCACUGCCGUGAACGCCAUCGACGGUCGUACGCGAGAGCUGAUGACCAACAAAUGGCAUCCACUCCACACUUCUCUGUACAUCUGGACGAAGUCGUCUCUUGCGAACGGUCUUCUCACCGUAUUAGGUGAUCGUUGCGAGAUGGCCCACAGUGUCGAAGGACGUCAACCAUUCCUCGACCACCGCCUCACAGAAUACGCCAUGAAACUUCCGCCCUCAGUAAAACUGCAUUACGAUCCUUCUACUCGAACCUUCAGCGAAAAGUGGAUCCUAAAGGAGGCCAUGAAGCCAUUCAUCACGGCUGAGCUAUAUACACGCAAGAAGCAUCCUUUCUCUGCUCCAGUGAAAUACAAGCCUGAUGGACCAGUGCAUAAGCUGUUCGAGAAACUGCUCACGAAGGAAAACGUCGAGGCUUUGGGGUUUCUGGAGUGGGACAAGUGUAAGGAUCUGUUGCACGACGCGAUGUACGAUGGGGACCGGCCGAAGUGGAGCCAGAUGAUACUUGUGGGCCAGUUUGUAAUCCUGAGUCAGAAGUUUGGAGUGAAGAAAGCUGCGCCGGAGUUUGUUAGAUUGGAGACAAAUGGCUUUGCAAGAUAG
Alternaria arborescens is the source of this 2037-nucleotide messenger RNA. RefSeq lists its product as hypothetical. The transcript is spliced from 4 exons. The record is from RefSeq and is a predicted model, not a curated record. Bases 1 to 2037 code for a protein of 678 amino acids. Gene Ontology annotation, molecular function: asparagine synthase (glutamine-hydrolyzing) activity. Lineage: Eukaryota; Fungi; Ascomycota; Dothideomycetes; Pleosporales; Pleosporaceae. Gene Ontology annotation, cellular component: cytosol.